Molecule: messenger RNA, 2058 nt
Organism: Alternaria triticimaculans
Lineage: Eukaryota; Fungi; Ascomycota; Dothideomycetes; Pleosporales; Pleosporaceae
Exons: 2
Coding region: 1-2058 (685 amino acids)
Source: RefSeq, a predicted model, not a curated record
AUGGAGGACACUGCGCUCUUGAUCGAUCAGCGAUCGUUGGUCUUCACCAAAGAGAGUGAUGUUCACGAGCGCGAUCUGGGACCUACGAAUCCCACCGAAGGAGCCAAAAUCGCUUUGAAGCGUGACUUUCCAUGGCUUGAGUUCAUGUAUCACACUGCAGUACUCGCCAUAGUUGGUAUCCUUCUGUGGAUACACAUCAUCGGACUCUUUUGGAGGGAUUUCAAGAUCAAAAACCAGAAACGGCAGAACAUGGAACUCAUGGCAUUUCAGGUCGCGUCCAAGGCUCACGAGUUGCUGAUGCUCGCAUCACUAUCCAUGAUUGUCUUUCACUACAUGCGAAGACUGCUGGUCGGGCGAAACGGUAUUCCCUUCGGACUCGUCAAUGCACUUCAUGUCACAGGCUCGCCCAGCAUGCUGUUCAAGUGGUCAUUCUGGGCGGGGUGGAGGCGUCACCUCCCAUUCGGAGGCUUGUUGUUUCUCACCUGUAUCUUUUCGCUGACUUUAGGACCGUCAUCCGCGAUCACGAUGAUUCCUUCGCUUGAGUGGUACGAUAUGAAGAACGCUUUUCCAGCCAACGGCUCAACCUUUAUCAGUUUCACGAAGACUGGAUCACGCGAUGACUUGCUCUUCACAGAUCUACGUGCGAGCAGCGUUCAACGGAAGGUCUCCAUCAAGACUGGCAAUGACCCAGAGGGCGGCUGGGCCUACACCACCGUCGUCACAGAGCUGAGCUCGAGAACACUCGGUACAUUUUAUAACUAUGCAAGACACAACAAUGCCGGCGGUACUAGAGACAUGGCAUAUCCCCGAUUGCGCAUCAAAGCGGACACUCCAAUACACCAGCCCAUCGUCUAUGUGAAGUGUAGCCUCUCUAUGUGGACCCAAGUCCCGGAUCGACUACGCGUCCCAUUUCCGAACAUCGAUAGGUCACAGGCAUGGGGGCAGGAGGCAUUGCAUCCCGAAGCUGAGACACAAUACGCCAAGUCUAACGAUACCAUCUUUGAUCGGCUACCGAGUAAAAACGCGAGGUUCAAAUGGUACAAAAACAACAACGGGGAUUUGUCAUCAUCGCUACUUGCGUUGGCAAUCAUCCCUGUCUCGGCCAAAAACUCAACAAAAGACAGAUACCCAUCCACUGCCACUGUGGCAUGCUCAACUGAUGCAAGGUGGGUCUCUAGCGAUGCAUAUUACCAGCCCAAGAACUCGACCACUGUCUCGAGCAACGUUUCUGAUGCACUCUCCGAGACCGAAUGGAAACCCGAAAAAGCACUCCUCACCAAGUUGGGCAUAUCAGAAAACCCACUCGACCUGAGGCUCGACUGGGCGCAUUUUCUGAACCGAAAACAAAGCGAGUGGCUAGCCGACAACUCUUCCUCCAGUGUCAGUGGCAUGGCCCGGUUCCUCAAUACUGCCAUCAUCCGCCCUAAACAAGAAGAGAACCGAAUUACGGCGUUCUAUGCGCCUAAUAUGACGACCCCAGACACGGGCGGCGCAUUCGAAGAGGCAAUAGCGAUGCUGGUGGGAACUGUGCUUGUGGACGGCAUAGCGCGAAGCAUGUCUAGAUUAUCCUCUUUUGUCAAAACUAACGCCACCGCUGACGUGGUAACAAGACUUGAAACCUUUCUUCCCUCGGGUGAAAGGCUUUUCAAGUGGAAUCCAGACAGCUACGUUCCCGAUUUUUACUCAGUUCGCAUCACACUCGAUUCCUACGGAUACGGAUACGGUCUCCAGAACACGGCCGUCUGGGCAGCCAUGAUUGUCCUGCUGCUCUUUGCGCUGAUGUUGAUUGUGCAUAUAGCAUUUGUAGGCUAUUCUGUCGCUAGGGGACGGUACUACGGUGGCGAGUGCUGGGAGGACGUAGCGGAGCUUAUCGCGUUGGCAAUGAAUUCGGCGCCGAGCGAGAAGUUGUACGGCACGAGUGCGGGUGUGGAGCGCGUCGAUACAUGGAGGAGUUUGGUCAGGAUCCAGGAGACAGGCGACCAACAUCUGGAAUUGUGUGUCGUGGAUGGACAGCGGGAGGAUGGAGAGACGGUAAAGGUCGGGAAGAAGUACUUGUAA